Messenger RNA from Ceratina calcarata, 4874 nucleotides. RefSeq lists its product as uncharacterized. Lineage: Eukaryota; Metazoa; Arthropoda; Insecta; Hymenoptera; Apidae. Bases 373 to 4557 code for a protein of 1394 amino acids. The transcript is spliced from 13 exons. The record is from RefSeq and is a predicted model, not a curated record.
AUGCAAGUGCGGUGACUGUACGUGCUGACUGGCGAGUCUGGAGUCAGUCAGUCAGUCAGUCAGUCGGCUCGGUACCAGUCGGCCGGGACGCGCUAUCGCGUGCAUUUUUCUUCCCUCCUUUGUGAAUACGCACGCAUACGGCCCGCGUUUUGUGUUUCCACGCGCCGCAGCGUUUAUACGUACACUUGCGGGCGAGUAGUGAGCGGCCUGUUACUAGGACCAGUUUUUUUUUUUCGAGUGACGCCCACGCAGCCACCGUGUCAUUGUGCCCCGUGCGGAUUACCGGGCCAGUCGAAACUCACUCCGAAAAGUCAAAGGCUUCCAGAAUGAUGAUGUAACGGGACUUUCGCUGUCGCUGCAGUGAACGCAACGAUGUCCACGCAAUGCAACCGUUUCGUGCAGAACGCAUGGAAGAAGGAGCUAUGUUCGAACUGCUUCAAGCCGCGGGAGGAGCACGCCUUGCCGGACGAGUCGUUCAGGUUGAACAUAGGCAGGGCCCUGAAUUACGUCAAGACUGAUAAUCUUAAGAUACAGAGCAUCUUGCGCGGGAAGACGCUCUCCCAGAAGGAUCAAAAGAAGAAGAACGUCGCGUUCACCGAGUGCCUGACGGAGAUAAUCGGUUACGGCGGCGACGACUUCUUCUCCGACGACGAGGACGAGGACGUACAGGAUUUGGCCGAGUCGUUCAACAGCGAGGAUGACGCGUUGCCAGACAGCGAGGAGGAACGAGCUCUGGGAAAUUUGACGCGUGCCAAUACUAGCUUCAACACGAUCACCGCCAACCUGACGGAGAUCAUCGCGGCUGAGAGAAAAUCGUCGACGCCGACGCGAUCCUUCGCUUCGCUGAUGCUGGGAAAGAUACAAAAGGACUCGGAGGGAAAGAAAACUACUUUGCUUGUCUCGGUCACACCCUUCGGUGGUGACGAGACUUUGCCGACCGCGAAAAGACCCGCUGAUAAGAAGGUCAACGGAUUCGUUAACGGACUGACGAACGUCUCCAGAUGCAAGGAGAAUAAUGAUAAAUCCGAGACGACGAAGAGCACGAAGAAAAUCGAUAUCGAGGUGAAGAAGGAGGAGAAGAAAGAGCCGAAGUACCCGUUGGGCAUGGAGAAAAUCGUGGACAUGCCACUGAUCGCGUCUAACAAUUUAAUUUCUAUCAUCCAGCGGAACGAGCCGGGAGACAGCGACGACGCGAAGGAUAAAUCUACCGAGACCGACGAGAUCGGUAAAUCGGACAAGAAGGCUGUCAAUAUAUCUCGGAGUCCGGCGAUCAAGAAGACGGAGAACGUGAGGCCGAAGAUGCCCGUGCAAACUCCGCAGAACGGAGUCAAGAUCGAGUACGAGUUCUCCGGUAAGCUUUUGAAGAAGACUUCGGAGACGUCCAGAAUGGAGAACAAUUCCGACAAGGGUAUCGAGUUGGACUUGACACCGUUGAAGAACAAGUCCGAAGAGGCUGACAGAACCGUUCGAGAUAAAAUCGGCAACGAAAACGCCCAAGUACGCAAAGUGGAGGGUGAAGCCGGUCCCAAGUUUACUUUCGAGGAAAGUAGAGAGAUGGCUGGGGAACCGGAUGGCAGAGCGGACGAGGAGGAAGCGACGGAGCCUCCGAAGCUUCCAAAGAGUCCUCCGCCCAUCGAGACUAGGCCUCCUCUUCAGGGCGAGUGCAACAAGGUUAUCGUCACGGAGCCGAGAUCUUCUUUCCUUCACGGAACGGUUCAUUUAGAAUCGAAGGCGAAACCUGUGGUGCCUCAAAAGCCGAUCAACUUCUCAGGCAAAAAUAAUUUUGUCGCGAGUGAUACGAAGCAAAAUCACAAUCAAAAUUCCUUAAUCGAGAACGUUGUUAAGACUGUCACAGGUAUCGCGGAACAGAUAAGCCAGCCACGAGCCAAAGACAAGUCAGAGGAAGUUUCUAGUCCGCUUUCGAACGAGAGUAGUUCGAAAGACGCGGAAAAUCACAUUUCCCGUGGUCAGAACAGCUCCAAGACUGCGUGUCAAGGCGCUGAGCCGAAGUUACCUGGUGCCGAGAUCGCAGCUUCGAAAACGUCGCCAGGAAUCAAAUCAAAGACGCUUUCGACCGUGGCUAGAAGUCAGACCGCGGAUACGAGAAGCAGCGAAGCCGACGAGAAACUGGAAUUGGAAGAGGAAAUGCUGGAAGCUUGUUCAUCGACACCAGAUUCGAUACGCUCGCCGAACAAAAGAAGAAUGGCUCCGAAGCCACCGACCGCCGAUUCCACGGACGAAUUGACCCCGGCCUCGACGCUGUUCGCCAGAAAUCCAGGAGCGAACUUCAAAUCGGACUCGCCUGUGGUCCGAGAGAAAGAAAAGAGGGAGAGAGCUUCCUCUUGCAGUCCGAAGUUUCGCAAAGCAGUCUCGGACCUGCCUGACCCUACCAGCGCCCAAGGAACGGACCCAGCGUCGAGGAGAACGAUAUCUUUGUCGCAGGAUAGCUUGACGAGUGGUCCUGAGGUGAGGGAGGAGAAGAAAAGGGGCAGGCCGCGUUUCUCUUUGAAACGAUUCCUCAGGAUGGGCUCGAGAAAAGACGUGGACAUGAUUGGUGGCCAUUCGUCGGGGUCGAGGAUCGACGAGAUCCCAUCGACGCCGCAACCUAAGCCCCGUUUAGAGAUUAUUCAUCCAUUGGAGCUGGACGGUGCCGUCGAAGUGGUCGGGAAUGAUCGGAUCAGCAGGAUAAGCGAAGACGAAACCGAUUCUGCCAGAAACGACACUGGAAGAGGAACUCGAUCACCAUUGUCGGGCGUAUCGCAAGUGAGGCCUGGAAAGCCGCCACCACCACCGAGGAACCAGUCCUUGGAAGAUUGGUCGCGACUGGAUUCGGGAAGCAAACCGGUUAGACCACCGCCACCGAUUAUCGAGAGUAAGCAACUGGCUCCGAGAAGCGACAAGUCAUCGAAAUCACCUUCGUCUUCGUCUUCGUCUUCGUCGUCAUCGUCUUCAUCCUCGUCUUCGUCGGCCUGGCAGCCAGCGGCCUCGACCACCUCAGACUCGAUUUACGCGAAUCUGGCAGCGGAGGAUGUUACAGGUGAGGUCCGCAGCUCAUUGGCACCGUCGAAGCCGCAAAGGACGGCCAGCAUGAGGGACCAAGCCACCUCCCAACCGAUCUCGAAGAAACACGGCUCCUCCAGCCCGGCCCUUAAUCAGGAUUACGAGGCGGUCGGGGUUACCGCGCCACCCACGUCCGAUUCUUUGACGUCUAACGACAGUCAUGUUUACGAGUGCCUAUCCAGCUCGCCGGAGUGCGACUCGAAUCUCGAGCUGCGGCACGUUGGCGGAUCUCAUUUCACCGGGAAGAGGAAAUCCGACAGCAACGCGAUGAUGGAACCAGCCGCGGAAUUCAAAUUUCAUCAUCAAACCUUCGUCCGAUCGACCUCGUUACCGUACUGCGGUAGCGAGACCGAGAGCGAGUUAUACGCCCCGUACGGAUUUUACACCGGCGACGAGGGUCCCGAGGAGGAUCAGGACUGGAAGAAUAAGGACGACGAGUUAAGGAUAAGCCGAUUGAGACAACGCAGAGGUCGCAGUAUAGUUCAUCGCAGCCUCGAGGAUAAUUACGGUGCCGUGGUAGUCGCGAACCACGAGGCGCUCGCGCAAUUUCUCGAUCAGCUGAACCAAACACCUCAAGUGUCGACGAUGACGGCGCGAGCGUUGAAAAAUACGAAUCCCCGUAUAAGCCACUUCACGGUCGACGCCAAUACGUCGAUCACCGUCGGCAGGAGAAUAUUUUGCUCGGCGACGUGGAACGAGCUGAACGUCACGCUGUGCGUCGCCUUCGAUCUGGCCACGCACGUAUCGCGGAAGGAAUUUUAUUUGGCACCCAUAAUCGAGUUUAUAGACACGCCACCGAAAGAAAUUACCGACAAGACGUGUCUGCCUGGUAACAAACAGCUCGAAGCGACCAUUUCCGUUCUACCUCGAUUGCAAGUCAGCACUAUACAAUCGUUCGGCGCUACGUUGAAGGAUCUGCACGACGAGGGAACGAUCAGAGAGGCUUUGUUCGUGCUUCUUCAGUUCGUUACAGCGUUGAAGAGCCUUCAGGCGCGGGGAAUUGAGGAAUCCGCGAGGAGCCUGAACAACGUGGUCCUGUGCAGGGAAGACAAGGACGCCUAUUACAGGCUCUAUCUCCUUCAAGGAUUGAACGUGGAGACGAACGAGGAACGGGACGAGGAGAGAGUCUCGUUGUGUCAGUGCGCCCUCCUCGCGCUUCGACAAUUGAACUUGGCUAGCAGGCUGCCCGUGAUUCAGGAGCUGCUCACGAAAGAGAAAGCGGUCACUCUGUCUCAGGUAAAAUCCGUCCUGGAAUUCUCGCUGUGGGGUCCCGCGGACGUAAAUUUUGGCGGCCCGCGGGAGAGAGAGGUCACUCUUCAGAGGUGGCUCGACCUCGAAAGGGCCAACGUUCUGCACGCGUUAGUGAGGACGAGAGCCCCUCUCACCGUCACCGAUGAGUACCAGUUGCUGUUCCUGGUUCGAACCAGCGCGAAAAUCAUCGGCGAAGCGUCGUUGUUGUUGGACGAGCAACGAUCCAGGUUAGCUGCCGCUCGCUAAUCAACCCUUUUUCGUGAGUAACGAUCGGAACCGGGUCCACUGUGAACGAGGCGUAUCGAUUCGAUCGAUCGGCUCGACUAAUACCAAACGGAUUCGAGUGGAUGACAAAAGGGAGCAGCGAACGAUAGCGGGCAGUUGUACAGAUCGAUGGAAAUUUAUUGGACGUUAACUACGACGAGUGCGCGUGCCGACGCUCCGAAGAGCGGAUUACGUGGGACAGUGUUUUCGGAUGUUACCAUCGCUUUAAGAAUUAAUUUCGAUCAUUGUUUAUACCCCAUCACCGUUUUGUAAUCUUAUUAAAUAUUUGUAUAAAUAAA